Messenger RNA from Acomys russatus (golden spiny mouse), 451 nucleotides. It is a transcript of the gene Rpl36a, whose product is annotated as ribosomal protein L36a. The record is from RefSeq and is a predicted model, not a curated record. Gene Ontology annotation, biological process: translation. Lineage: Eukaryota; Metazoa; Chordata; Mammalia; Rodentia; Muridae. Gene Ontology annotation, cellular component: cytosolic large ribosomal subunit; ribosome. The transcript is spliced from 5 exons. Gene Ontology annotation, molecular function: structural constituent of ribosome.
AUGGUCGCUGUUUCCCACGCCUCUGAGGAAGUCCACACAGGCACCUCCUAUAAACUUCCGUUGCUGGCCUGCCUUCUUUCUUUCUGAGCCGAUAACGCUCCUGCCAGCAUGGUGAAUGUUCCUAAGACCCGCCGGACAUUUUGCAAGAAAUGUGGCAAGCACCAGCCCCACAAAGUGACACAGUACAAGAAGGGCAAAGAUUCUUUAUAUGCUCAGGGAAAGCGUCGUUAUGACAGGAAACAGAGUGGCUAUGGUGGGCAGACUAAGCCUAUUUUCCGCAAAAAGGCUAAAACUACAAAGAAGAUUGUGCUGAGACUGGAGUGUGUUGAGCCCAACUGCAGAUCUAAGAGGAUGCUGGCUAUUAAGAGAUGCAAGCAUUUUGAACUGGGAGGGGAUAAGAAGAGAAAGGGCCAAGUGAUCCAGUUCUAAGGUGAUGUUAUGAAGACAAUAA